Molecule: messenger RNA, 2076 nt
Organism: Gadus morhua (Atlantic cod)
Lineage: Eukaryota; Metazoa; Chordata; Actinopteri; Gadiformes; Gadidae
Gene: arsia
Product: arylsulfatase family, member Ia
Exons: 2
Coding region: 311-2023 (570 amino acids)
Molecular function (GO): sulfuric ester hydrolase activity
Source: RefSeq, a predicted model, not a curated record
AAUACACGAGCGUCUCUUCUCAUUCCAGUGACUCCAGGAGAGGCAGUCGGGCGGGCUUCAUGAUACCGCUAGGUCAACUGGAAUGUUUUGAAACGUUUCUGUGACAUUUGACAGAUUUCCUCAGCGGUAUGGGGACACUAGGACGGUUCUCCUGAACGAUGUGGAUCGUCUGGAUUUCAGCGAGGCGUAAGGUGAACGUUAUCACCACGAGUGGUUUAUUCUUUGCGUUAGAGAUUUAUCCAUUUCAAUAGGAUUUGUUAACGCUUUUCGGAAGGUAGGUACCGAGAAAGGUUAGUGGGUCAGACGAGCGAUGACGACCACGUCGCUGACCGGGUUCUCCGUGAUGAGUCUGCUGAGCCUCAGUUACCUGACGUGGGACUGGAUGAGCCCCAACCAGGUGGAGCGCCCGUCCGCUCCCGACCCGGCCAACGUACUGCCCGCAGCGCGUCCGCCGCACAUUAUCUUCAUCAUGACGGACGACCAGGGGUUCAACGACAUCGGCUAUCACAACUCUGACAUCAAGACCCCCACACUGGACAAGCUGGCGGCGGACGGAGUGAGGCUUGAACAGUACUACAUCCAGCCUAUCUGCACCCCGUCCCGCAGCCAGCUGCUCACCGGCAGGUACCAGAUCCACACGGGCCUGCAGCACUCCAUCAUCCGGCCGCGCCAGCCCAGCUGCCUGCCCCUGGACCAGGUCACCCUGCCCCAGCGGCUGCAGGGGCUGGGCUACUCCACCCACAUGGUGGGCAAGUGGCACCUGGGCUUCUACAAGAAGGAGUGCCUGCCCACCCGCCGCGGCUUCCACUCCUACCUCGGCUCGCUGACGGGCAGCGUCAACUACUACACCUACAACUCGUGCGACGGGCCGGGCCUGUGCGGCUACGACCUCCACGAGGGCGAGACGGUGGCCUGGGACCAGGGCGGCAAGUACUCCACCCACCUGUACACCCAGAGGGUCCGCCGGAUCCUGGCCGCGCACGACCCGCUGGGCCCGCCCCUCUUCAUCUACCUGUCCUUCCAGGCGGUGCACACGCCCCUGCAGUGCCCCCGGCGCUACGUCUACCCGUACCGGGACAUGGGCAACGUGCCGCGCCGCAAGUACGCCGGCAUGGUGUCGGCGGUGGACGAGGCGGUGCGCAACGUCACCUACGCCCUCCGCAAGUACGGCUUCUACCAGAACAGCGUGGUGGUCUUCUCCACGGACAACGGGGGCCAGCCGCUGUCGGGGGGCAGCAACUGGCCGCUGAGGGGCCGCAAGGGCACCUACUGGGAGGGCGGGGUCCGGGGGCUGGGCUUCGUCCACAGCCCCCUGCUGCGGCGCAGGAGGAGGGUGAGCAGGGCCCUGGUGCACAUCACCGACUGGUACCCCACGCUGGUGGGGCUGGCCGGGGGCAACGCCUCGGCCGCCGAGGGGCUGGACGGCUUCGACGUGUGGCCGGCCAUCAGCGAGGGCCGGGAGUCGCCGCGCCGGGAGAUCCUGCACAACAUCGACCCGCUGUACAACCCCGCGCGGGGGGGCUCGCUGCGGGGGGGCUUCGGCAUCUGGGACACGGCGGUCCAGGCGUCCAUACGCGCCGGGGACUGGAAGCUGCUCACCGGGGACCCCGGCUACGGGGACUGGACGCCGCCGCCCGUGCUGCCCGGCUCCCCCGGCGGCUGGUGGGGGCUGGAGCGCCACCUGCAGCCCGGGAAGGCGGUGUGGCUGUUCAACGUGUCCGGGGACCCCUACGAGCGCUUCGACCAGGCGGAGCGGCGCCCCGACGUGGUCAAGCUGCUGCUGGCCCGGCUGGCCUUCUACAACCGCACCGCCGUGCCGGUGCGCUACCCCCCCGAGGACCCCCGGGGCCACCCGGACCUGAACGGGGGGGCCUGGGGGCCCUGGUUCGGGGACGGGGAGGAGGACCCCUGGGACGGCGUGCCGCGCAGACGCACCAAGGACAGGAAGGAGACCCUGAAGAUGGCCAGGACCAAGUCCUUCUUCAGGAGCCUCACCACCCGCAUGAUGUCCGAUAGGAUAUGAGAACGGGCGGGCGGCCCACGCUGUAGGGGCCCUCACCCCGCCCCCACCCCGGA